Molecule: messenger RNA, 1566 nt
Organism: Penicillium atrosanguineum
Lineage: Eukaryota; Fungi; Ascomycota; Eurotiomycetes; Eurotiales; Aspergillaceae
Product: putative GABA permease
Exons: 8
Coding region: 1-1566 (521 amino acids)
Biological process (GO): transmembrane transport
Cellular component (GO): membrane
Molecular function (GO): transmembrane transporter activity
Source: RefSeq, a predicted model, not a curated record
AUGUCUCGGUUCAGGUCUGGGAAUGAUUCUCAAAUGACUGCAACUGUUGAUGAUCAUGACCAUGAUGAAGAGGAUUAUCCUCAAAAGGGGCUUGUUGCGCCGAGGUAUAUGGGGACGAUUGCGGAUAAAAAGGAUAUGAAUGCGUUGGGGAGAGUCCAGGUUCUGCGAAGGAAUUUUCGAUUUAUCUCGAUUGUUGGGUUUGGAUGCACAUUGAUUUGUACUUGGGAGGUUAUUUUGACAUUGCUAUCAGCUGGAUUAACUGACGGUGGGACGGCGGGGUUAGUUUGGGGAUUUGUCGGAGUCUCGUUGGGGUUCACUCUAGUUUAUGCCAGUAUAGCCGAAAUGGCGUCGAUGGCUCCCACAGCUGGUGGACAGUACCAUUGGGUGUCAGAGUUUGCUCCGAAAAAAGGACAGAAAUUCCUCAGCUACAUCACAGGAUGGCUCUCUGCAAUGGGUUGGCAAUGUGCCAUCGUCUCCAUUGCUUACCUGGCCGGGACAAUCAUACAGGGUCUAAUCGUGUUAAACCGGCCAGACUAUGACUUCCAGCGCUGGCAUGGAACUAUGUUAGUCAUUGCCAUUUCGACCUUUUCCAUCAUUUUCAACACUUUCUUGGCAAAGAACCUGCCGUUUGUGGAAGGGCUGAUUUUGAUCGUUCAUGUCGUUGGACUAUUUGCGAUUAUUAUUCCUUUGUGGGUGCUGGCGCCGAGGAAUAAUGUCCAUGCUGUUUUCACUAACUUUAACAAUGGUGGUGGUUGGGAUAAUGCUGGGACGGCAACGAUGGUCGGCCUCUCCACAACCAUCACGUCCAUGCUGGGCUAUGACUGCUCCGUCCACAUGUCGGAGGAGAUCAAAGAUGCUUCGGAGACGCUACCCAAGGCCAUGAUGUCUUCAGUGGCGGUCAACGGAGUAUUGGGAUUCAUUAUGCUAGUGACGCUAUGUUUUACCCUUGGCGAGGUCGAGACUGUGCUAGAAAGCGCGACUGGAUUCCCAUUUAUUCAAAUCUUCUACAAUACGACGGGCAGCUUAGCAGCCACCAACGCCAUGACAGCCGUGCUGAUAGUAACCCUAACGGCCAGCACCAUCACCGAAGUCGCGACCGCAUCACGACAGCUAUGGUCUUUUGCUCGGGAUGAAGGUGUCCCAUUCUCGUCUUUCUUCGCCUACGUAACACCGGGAUGGAACAUCCCACUCAACUCCGUGAUGGUGUCGUUAGCAGUGACCGUUCUCCUGUCGAUGAUCAACAUCGGAUCCCAGGCAGCUUUGAAUGCCAUCAUAUCUCUGACGAUCACUUCCUUGAUGUCAGCGUACAUCGUAUCGAUUGGCUGUGUGCUCCUGAAGCGACUCCGCGGAGAACCACUCCCACCUCACCGUUGGUCACUGGGCCGGUUCGGCCUGGCGGUGAAUGUCGGAGCGCUCUGUUUCCUACUCCCUCUUUUCGUUUUUGCUUUCUUUCCCCUAUCAACGCCCGUGACACGUGAGACGAUGAACUGGAGUGUGGCCAUGGGGCGGCAUCAUUUCAUUCCGCCUGUGGCCUUAGUCAAGCGGGAGGUCGGGGAGGCAUUUUAG